Mollisia scopiformis is the source of this 1749-nucleotide messenger RNA. RefSeq names its product metal-dependent amidase/aminoacylase/carboxypeptidase. The coding region runs from base 396 to 1688 and encodes 430 amino acids. The transcript is spliced from 3 exons. Gene Ontology annotation, molecular function: hydrolase activity. The record is from RefSeq and is a predicted model, not a curated record. Lineage: Eukaryota; Fungi; Ascomycota; Leotiomycetes; Helotiales; Mollisiaceae.
CGAAGCUAUACUACCUAUGCAAGUAUCAUUGGAAUAACUAUGCUUCAUGUAAUGUUACAAACGUGCUUCCGGCUGGGUCGAGAAAUCAUACAUUGCCUCAAAGAAUGUAGAGCUUACAUAGCAUUGAGAUAGAAGAUGAGAACGAGAAAGAAAGGGGUAUAUGAACAUCGAACAUCAAUCUCGUGUAGCGAGAGAAUGCUACUCCAAGCACCCCACCUUUCGGAGAUACCAAUAGUGGGAUCUCGAGCCGCUAUUCAUGGACCUUCCAGACCUGGAUAUGACGAUAUGGCUAAAUUUCGACAAUACUCAUGCUAAACACCAUCACACUUCACAAAUCCAAUGAGCACCUACCAAAACAGCAUCUUCCAAACAUAAGGGAACAGAAACACCAGAAAAUGGACACCCUUCUCAAAACCCACAUCCCAACCCUCACCCCCUACGAAAAAAUCUACAAAAACCUACACCAAAACCCCGGCCUCUCGCUCCAAGAAACGCUGGCUGCCUCCGUUGCGGCCUCACGCCUUCAAUCGUUGUCUGGAUUCGAUGUCCGGACCGAGAUUGGGGGUACGGGUCUUAUUGGGAUCUUAAAAGGGGAGGGAAAGGGGGACGGCAGGACGGUGUUGGUGAGGGCUGAUACGGAUGCGUUGCCGGUGGAGGAGUUGACCGGGUUAGAGUAUGCGAGUAAGAAGAGGGAGGUGGAUGUUGAGGAUGGGGUGAAGAAACCGGUUAUGCAUGCUUGUGGGCAUGAUAUGCAUGUUGCUUGUAUGCUCGCAGCAGCAACUACUCUUCACUCCGCCCGCAAAGAAUGGUCAGGAACCCUAAUCGUCCUCUUCCAGCCCAACGAAGAAAGAGCGGGAGGUGCAAAAGCCAUGAUUGCCGAUGGUCUCUACACCAAACACGGUUGUCCACUUCCAGACGUCGUCCUCGGCCAACACGUGAUGCCCUUUCCUGCUGGCACUGUUGGCACCAAAGUAGGAAGCUUCGCAUCAGCAGCCGACUCUUUCCGAGUCACAGUCUAUGGUAGAGGCGGUCAUGCUUCGCAACCUCAUCGCACGAUCGAUCCUGUUAUCAUAGCUGCGCAUAUCGUGGUGAGAUUACAGACUGUUGUGAGUAGAGAGGUGGAUCCUAGGGAGGCGGCUGUGGUGACAGUAGGAAGUGUGCAGGCGGGACAGACUGAGAAUAUCAUUGCCAGCGAAGCGUUGCUGAAAAUCAAUGUCAGGACGGUGACGCCAGAAACGAGAGAAAGAGUCUUGGCAGCAAUAAAGAGGAUCGUCAAGGCUGAGUGUGAAGCAAGCGGGAGUCCGAAGGAGCCAUUAUGGGAAUCUACCUCACAGUUCCCUUUCACGGUCAACGACAAAGAUACCACAGAGCAUGUUUCAAAAACUUUUGAGAAGUACUUCGGAGAUAAGUUUGACCCAGAAGCUCAUCCAUUGGGUGGCAGUGAGGAUUUUCCGAUCUUGGCGACGGAAGUCCCACAUAAGGACGGGAAGGGGAAGGGUGUUCCGUAUUGCUAUUGGACAUUUGGAGGUGUUGAUCCGGGGAAGUUUGAGGAUGCGAAGAAGAGGGGGAAAUUGCAAGAGGAAGUUCCAAUCAACCAUAGUGCAUAUUUUGCUCCUGUUAUACAGCCUACGAUGAAGACUGGCGUAGAGGCGCUUGUUGUUGGAGCUUUGAGUUUCUUAGGAAGGUGAUGAUUAGAUAUUAUGAGACCUUGAAAGGCAUGUAUACUAGUACUCCAUAAAUCACUGCGUU